Messenger RNA from Propithecus coquereli (Coquerel's sifaka), 2052 nucleotides. It is a transcript of the gene MPHOSPH10, whose product is annotated as M-phase phosphoprotein 10 (U3 small nucleolar ribonucleoprotein). Gene Ontology annotation, biological process: rRNA processing. The record is from RefSeq and is a predicted model, not a curated record. Lineage: Eukaryota; Metazoa; Chordata; Mammalia; Primates; Indriidae. The annotation marks the transcript as partial. Gene Ontology annotation, cellular component: nucleus; Mpp10 complex; sno(s)RNA-containing ribonucleoprotein complex. The transcript has 11 exons.
UUGCUGCGCGGUUUCCGGGCGACUUGUGUCUUACAUGCGGCGCUGCGUCCGGAGUUGCUGACAGCCAUGGCCCCGCGGGUCUGGCGUCGACGGACCCUGGAGCGGUGUCUGAAGGAAGUCGGUAAAGCCACUGGCCGGCCAGAGUGCUUCCUCACGAUUCAAGAUGGAUUAGCAUCAAAAUUUACUUCUUUAACAAAAGUACUUUAUGACUUUAAUAAAAUACUAGAGAAUGGUAGGAUCCAUGGGAGUCCUUUACGGAAACUUGUGAUAGACAAUUUUGAUGAUGAGCAGAUCUGGCAACAACUGGAAUUGCAGAAUGAACCAAUUUUACAAUACUUCCAGAAUGCAGUUAGUGAAACAAUUAAAGAAGAAGACAUCAGUCUUCUCCCAGAGAGUGAAGAACAAGAGUGUGAAGAGGAUGAUUCAGAGAUGGAGGCUGAUGGCCAGGAGGACCUAGAACAAGUUUUGGAGCAGGAAGAAGCAUCAGACAUAGAUGCUGACAGUCCUAAAGAGGAUGAGAGAGCUAAAAACUCAAGUAAAUUUGAUCUGAGGAAAAGCCCAGUUUUCAGUGAUGAGGAUUCUGACCUUGACUUUGAUAUCAGCAAAUUAGAACAGCAGAGCAAGGUACAAAGCAAAAUGCCUAAGAAGUCAAGAGAAAAAUCCAUAGUAGAUGAUAAAUUUUUCAAACUAUCUGAAAUGGAGGCCUUUUUAGAAAACAUAGAAAAAGAAGAGGAACAAAAAAAUGAGGAGGAGGAUGAAGAUAUUGAUUUUUUUGAAGAUGUUGAUUCUGAUGAAGAUGAGGGAGGACUAUUUGGAAGUCAAAAACCUAAGUCAAGUAAAAGUUCCAGAAACCUGAAAUACAGAGAUUUCUUUGAUCCAGUUGAAAGUGAUGAAGACAUAGCAAGUGCUCAUGAUGAUGAGCUGGGUUCAGACAAAGAUGAGGAAGAAAUUGCUCAAGAAGCAGCAGAAGAACUAAGCAUUUCUGAAACGGAUGAAGAUAAUGACCUUGAAGAAAAUGAAGAUGAUAAACAACAUAAAGAAAGUUUGAAAAGAGUGACCUUUGCUUUGCCAGAUGAUGAGGAAACUGAAGAUACAAAUGUUUUAAAUGUAAAGAAAAAUUCUGAUGAAGUUAAAUCCUCUUUUGAAAAAAGACAAGAAAAGAUGAAUGAAAAAAUUGCAUCUUUAGAAAAAGAAUUGUUGGAAAAAAAGCCUUGGCAGCUCCAAGGGGAAGUAACAGCACAGAAGCGACCAGAAAACAGCCUUCUAGAGGAGACCCUGCACUUUGACCAUGCCGUCCGAAUGGCACCUGUGAUUACAGAGGAAACCACCCUUCAACUAGAAGACAUCAUUAAACAGAGGAUAAGAGAUCAGGCUUGGGACGAUGUAGUACGUAAAGAAAAACCUAAAGAGGAUGCAUAUGAAUAUAAAAAGCGUUUAACAUUAGACCACGAGAAGAGUAAAUUGAGCCUUGCUGAAAUUUAUGAACAGGAAUACAUCAAACUCAACCAGCAAAAAACAGCAGAAGAAGAAAAUCCAGAGCAUGUAGAAAUUCAGAAGAUGAUGGAUUCCCUCUUCUUAAAAUUGGAUGCCCUCUCACACUUCCACUUCAUCCCUAAACCGCCUGUACCAGAGAUUAAGGUGGUGUCAAAUCUGCCAGCCAUAACCAUGGAGGAAGUGGCCCCAGUGAGUGUUAGCGAUGCCACUCUCUUGGCCCCGGAGGAAAUAAAGGAGAAAAAUAAAGCUGGAGAUAUAAAAACAGCUGCUGAGAAAACAGCUACAGACAAGAAACGAGAACGGAGGAAAAAGAAAUAUCAAAAGCAUAUGAAAAUAAAGGAAAAGGAGAAGCGGAGGAAACUGCUUGAGAAAAGCAACCCAGAACAAGCAGGGAAAUACUCCAAAGCAGUAGCUUCGGAGAAGUUAAAACAGCUAACCAAAGCUGGCAAGGCUUCCUUAAUGAAGGAUGAAGGUAAAGACAAGGCCUUAAAGUCGUCCCAAGCAUUCUUUUCUAAAUUACAAGAUCAAGUCAAAAUGCAAAUCAAUGAUGCAAAGAAA